GGUCACGCUCCGGGUGAAGACCGAAAGGAAUUUGGAACGUACCAUUCCUCCAAUAAGCUUAAUUCUAUCAUUCUGACUUCCCAAUACUAGCGAAAAACUUUGGAAGGCCAUGUUCUCCGCAGUAGCGGCCCGUUUGGUGCCCAGGAGCAACAACCUGUUCGACAUGCAGGGGAAGUAUGUCCUCGUGGCAGGCGGCUCCAAAGGACUAGGAAGGGAAAUCUGCUUAGCACUGGUGGAAAGAGGAGCACAUGUGACAGCAAUUGCGCGCUCCUAUGAUGCCUUGGAGAGGAUUGCGAGAGACAUGGAAGCGGCUAAAGUGCACGAGCAACAGGUCCUAGGUAUCCAAAGCUUGGACCUUACAAACAGCGAAGAGGUGUCAAAAUUCGUCAACGGGUUCGAAAAGCACAUAUCCGCGCUCUUCUGCACCGCAGGCGGCACAGACGAGGAGGUUGGGUACUUUGCUGAUAUUUCUGCGACCUCUAUCCAAAGCUGCAUGGAAAAGAAUUAUCUCACUUCCGCAUACAUAACCCACGCUGUCAUGAAGGUAUGGAAGACCGAUCUUGAGCUUGAAGGAGGGCGCAGUCAUGCUCAGGAACCCCGUCAUAUUGUCUUCACUGCCUCUACGGCUGCGUUGGUGGCGGUCCCAGGAUACGCCGCGUACUCGCCAUCAAAAGCAGCAAUUAGAGCCUUGGCCGAUACUCUCAGACAGGAAAGUCUCAUGUACUCUCCCUCCGGGUCCAUACGAAUUCAUUGUAGCUUUCCAGGGACGAUCUAUACGGACAACUUCUACAGAGAACAAACCCGCAAGCCGGACCUGUGCAAAGAGCUCGAAGGUACAAUGAAUGAUGAGGGUGGACUAACAGCUCGAGAUGUCGCCCAACGAAUCCUCGCGGGGCUGGAUACCGGGUGCUACUUUAUCCCAACUGAUUUGCAGACCCGGUUACUCCUGAAUAACAUGCGAGGACCAAGUCCGCGGGACUCUCCCUUGUUGGACUGGUGCAUGGGCUUGAUUAUCUCGCUGGUCUGGCCACUUAUAGGCACGUAUUGGGACUGGAAGGUCGCAAGGCAUCAUCAGCGAUCGCAAUAGAAUGGACUGCCAUAAAGCCUUGAAUGCUGGAUGUUUUCAUUUAUGCCCUCGGCCCACUGCUGGGUAGCAUUGAAUUUGCUAAUACUUCACUACCUCGUGUAUUCUGUUCUAUGGAGUUGUUGUGAUCUCAUGCCUAAUUUGAGAAGACUAGUCUUUGACAUGAGGUCUGUUCUCUUGUCAAAUUUAUUUAUUCAAAUGGGU
Molecule: messenger RNA, 1288 nt
Organism: Aspergillus sclerotioniger CBS 115572
Lineage: Eukaryota; Fungi; Ascomycota; Eurotiomycetes; Eurotiales; Aspergillaceae
Product: NAD(P)-binding protein
Exons: 4
Coding region: 110-1087 (325 amino acids)
Biological process (GO): sphingolipid biosynthetic process
Cellular component (GO): endoplasmic reticulum membrane
Molecular function (GO): 3-dehydrosphinganine reductase activity
Source: RefSeq, a predicted model, not a curated record